UAUGUGCCUGUGUGUGUGAGUGCGUGUGUCUAUGUCACUGUGUGUGUGUGUGGAGAGGGGGAUGUAUUAAUGGGUGAUCUUAUAAAUGAAAACGGGAGGACUGAACUUAAAAGAAACUGGUCAAUUGCAAAACAAACAGGGAUAAACAACCCUUUAGAUGUAAUUUGUGGUUUAUCUGGAGGUGGAGGUGGCGCUGAAGAGGAACCUCCGCCCCCCAAUAUUUUUUCCUUAGCUGCACCUCCACCCCCAGCAUUUGGAGCGGCUGAGAAGCGGCUCCGGAGUGAUUAAUCCGGGGAUAAUUCACCCCCCCGCCCCCCGGCGCGAACCCCGCGAAGCGGGAUUGGAGCGAGUCAUUUCCGAGAGCGCAGCGCGCCUCUCCCCGGCCGGGCGGACACUUGGUUCAUUCCAGCCGCAGAAGCUCAGGGCUCCCGCGUACCGGGAUUUUUUCCGAGCAGAAAAAAGCUCCAGAGCUCUCCUGACCUCCUUUCUCCUCGGCGGCGAGCGGAGCCUCUCCCUCGGCGCUGCCGGCCGCGCCAUGCCGCGCUCGCGGGGACUGGAGCUGGGGCGCUGCGGUUGCCCCGCGGGGAGGGCUCGCGGCGAAGCCGGGAUUUCGGCGCUCGUGCCGGGCGCCGGGAGCCGCUGGGGCCGCCCGCCGCCGCCAACGCCGCCGCCUCUGCUGCUGCUGCUGGGCUGGGGGCUGCUCAGCGUCUCGGCCGCUGCGGGCCAGAACUGCACGUUCCAACUGCACGGUCCCAAUGGGACAGUUGAGAGCCCAGGGUUCCCAUAUGGCUACCCCAAUUACGCCAACUGCACGUGGACCAUCACCGCGGAAGAGCAGCACAGGAUCCAGCUUGUGUUCCAGUCCUUUGCCCUGGAAGAGGACUUUGAUGUCCUGUCGGUGUUUGAUGGUCCACCCCAGCCGGAGAAUCUGCGUACGAGGCUCACAGGCUUUCAGCUGCCAGCCACCAUUGUUAGUGCAGCCACCACCCUCUCUCUGCGCCUCAUCAGUGACUAUGCAGUCAGUGCCCAAGGCUUCCAUGCCACCUAUGAAGUUCUCCCCAGCCACACAUGUGGGAACCCAGGGAGGCUGCCCAAUGGCAUCCAGCAGGGCUCAACCUUCAACCUCGGUGACAAGGUCCGCUACAGCUGCAACCCUGGCUUCUUCCUGGAGGGCCACGCCGUGCUCACCUGCCACGCUGGCUCUGAGAACAGCGCCACGUGGGACUUCCCCUUGCCUUCCUGCAGAGCUGAUGAUGCCUGUGGUGGGACCCUGCGGGGCCAGAGUGGCAUCAUCUCCAGCCCCCACUUCCCCUCGGAGUACCAUAACAAUGCCGACUGCACAUGGACCAUCCUGGCUGAGCUGGGAGACACCAUCGCCCUGGUCUUUAUUGACUUCCAGCUGGAAGAUGGUUAUGACUUUCUGGAAGUCACUGGGACGGAAGGCUCCUCCCUCUGGUUCACCGGAGCCAGCCUCCCAGCCCCCGUUAUCAGCAGCAAGAACUGGCUGCGACUGCACUUCACAUCGGAUGGCAACCACCGGCAGCGCGGAUUCAGUGCCCAAUACCAAGUCAAGAAGCAAAUUGAGUUGAAGUCUCGAGGUGUGAAGCUGAUGCCCAGCAAAGAUAGCAGCCAGAAGACAUCUGUGUUAACUCAGGUUGGUGUGUCCCAAGGACAUAAUAUGUGUCCAGACCCUGGCAUACCCGAAAGGGGCAAAAGACUAGGCUCGGAUUUCAGGUUAGGAUCCAGCGUCCAGUUCACCUGCAACGAGGGCUAUGACCUGCAAGGGUCCAAGCGGAUCACCUGUAUGAAAGUGAGCGACAUGUUUGCAGCCUGGAGCGACCACAGGCCAGUCUGCCGAGCCCGCAUGUGUGAUGCCCACCUUCGAGGCCCCUCGGGCAUCAUCACCUCCCCCAAUUUCCCCAUUCAGUAUGACAACAACGCACACUGUGUGUGGAUCAUCACAGCACUGAACCCCGCCAAGGUGAUCAAGCUUGCCUUUGAGGAGUUUGAUUUGGAGAGGGGCUAUGACACCCUGACGGUCGGGGAUGGUGGUCAGGAUGGGGACCAGAAGACAGUUCUCUACAUCCUGACAGGUACAUCGGUCCCGGAUCUCAUUGUCAGCACCAAUCAUCAAAUGUGGCUCCUCUUCCAGACUGAUGGCAGUGGCAGCUCCCUGGGAUUCAAGGCUUCUUAUGAAGAGAUCGAGCAGGGCAGUUGCGGUGACCCUGGCAUACCUGCGUAUGGCCGGAGGGAAGGCUCCCGGUUUCGCCACGGUGACACACUCAAGUUUGAGUGCCAGCCCGCCUUCGAGCUGGUGGGACAGAAGGCAAUCACAUGCCAAAAGAAUAACCAAUGGUCGGCUAAGAAGCCAGGCUGCGUGUUCUCCUGCUUCUUCAACUUCACCAGCCCAUCUGGGAUUGUCCUGUCUCCCAACUACCCAGAAGACUACGGCAACCACCUCCACUGUGUCUGGCUUAUCCUGGCCAGGCCUGAGAGCCGCAUCCACCUGGCCUUCAACGACAUUGACGUGGAGCCUCAGUUUGAUUUCCUGGUCAUCAAGGAUGGGGCCACCGCCGAGGCGCCUGUCCUGGGCACCUUCUCAGGAAACCAGCUUCCCUCCUCCAUCACAAGCAGUGGCCACGUGGCCCGUCUCGAGUUCCAGACUGACCACUCCACAGGGAAGAGGGGCUUCAACAUCACCUUUACCACCUUCCGACACAAUGAGUGCCCGGAUCCUGGCGUUCCAGUAAAUGGCAAACGGUUUGGGGACAGCCUCCAGUUGGGCAGCUCCAUCUCCUUCCUCUGUGAUGAAGGCUUCCUUGGGACUCAGGGCUCAGAGACCAUCACCUGUGUCCUGAAGGAGGGCAGUGUGGUCUGGAACAGCGCUGUGCUGCGGUGUGAAGCUCCCUGCGGUGGUCACCUGACUUCGCCCAGCGGCACCAUCCUCUCUCCGGGCUGGCCUGGGUUCUACAAGGAUGCCUUGAGCUGUGCCUGGGUGAUUGAGGCCCAGCCAGGCUACCCCAUCAAAAUCACCUUCGACAGAUUCAAAACCGAGGUCAACUAUGACACCCUGGAAGUACGUGAUGGGCGGACUUACUCAGCACCCUUGAUCGGGGUUUACCAUGGGACCCAGGUUCCCCAGUUCCUCAUCAGCACCAGCAACUACCUCUACCUCCUCUUCUCUACCGACAAGAGUCACUCAGACAUUGGCUUCCAGCUCCGCUAUGAGACUAUAACACUGCAGUCAGACCACUGUCUGGAUCCAGGAAUCCCAGUAAAUGGACAACGUCAUGGGAAUGACUUCUAUGUGGGCGCGCUGGUGACCUUCAGCUGUGACUCAGGCUACACAUUAAGUGACGGGGAACCUCUGGAGUGCGAGCCCAACUUCCAGUGGAGCCGGGCCCUGCCCAGUUGUGAAGCUCUCUGUGGUGGCUUCAUUCAAGGCUCCAGUGGGACCAUCUUGUCGCCAGGGUUCCCUGACUUCUACCCUAACAACUUGAACUGCACCUGGAUCAUCGAAACAUCUCAUGGGAAGGGUGUGUUCUUUACUUUCCACACCUUCCACCUGGAAAGUGGCCAUGACUACCUCCUCAUCACUGAGAACGGCAGCUUCACCCAGCCCCUGAGGCAGCUGACUGGCUCUCGGCUGCCAGCUCCCAUCAGCGCUGGGCUCUAUGGCAACUUCACUGCCCAGGUCCGCUUUAUUUCCGAUUUCUCCAUGUCAUACGAAGGAUUCAACAUCACUUUCUCAGAGUAUGACUUGGAGCCCUGUGAGGAGCCUGAGGUCCCAGCCUACAGCAUCCGGAAGGGCUUGCAGUUUGGUGUGGGCGACACCUUGACCUUCUCCUGCUUCCCCGGGUACCGUCUGGAGGGCACCGCCCGUAUCACGUGCCUGGGGGGCAGACGGCGCCUGUGGAGCUCGCCUCUGCCAAGGUGUGUUGCUGAGUGUGGGAAUUCAGUCACAGGCACUCAGGGUACUUUGCUGUCCCCCAACUUUCCUGUGAACUACAAUAACAAUCACGAAUGCAUCUACUCCAUCCAGACCCAGCCAGGGAAGGGAAUUCAGCUGAAAGCCAGGGCAUUCGAACUCUCCGAAGGAGAUGUCCUCAAGGUUUAUGACGGCAACAACAACUCCGCCCGUUUGCUGGGAGUAUUCAGCCGUUCUGAGAUGAUGGGGGUGACUUUGAACAGCACAUCCAGCAGUCUGUGGCUUGAUUUCAUCACUGAUGCUGAAAACACCAGCAAGGGCUUUGAACUGCAGUUUUCCAGUUUCGAACUCAUCAAAUGUGAGGACCCAGGAACCCCGCAGUUUGGCUACAAGGUUCAUGAUGAAGGUCAUUUUGCAGGGAGCUCCGUGUCCUUCAGCUGUGACCCUGGAUACAGCCUGCGGGGUAGUGAGGAGCUGCUGUGUCUGAGUGGAGAGCGCCGGACCUGGGACCGGCCUCUGCCCACCUGUGUUGCCGAGUGUGGAGGGACAGUAAAAGGAGAGGUGUCGGGGCAGGUGCUGUCACCUGGGUAUCCAGCUCCCUAUGAACACAAUCUCAACUGCAUCUGGACCAUCGAAGCAGAGGCCGGCUGCACCAUUGGGCUGCACUUCCUGGUGUUUGACACAGAGGAGGUUCACGACGUGCUGCGCAUCUGGGAUGGGCCUGUGGAGAGCGGGGUUCUGCUGAAGGAGCUGAGUGGCCCAGCCCUGCCCAAGGACCUGCACAGCACCUUCAACUCGGUCGUCCUGCAGUUCAGCACUGACUUCUUCACCAGCAAGCAGGGCUUUGCCAUUCAAUUCUCAGUGUCCACAGCAACGUCCUGCAAUGACCCUGGGAUCCCGCAGAAUGGGAGCCGGAGUGGUGACAGUUGGGAAGCCGGCGACUCCACGGUGUUCCAAUGUGACCCUGGCUACGCGCUGCAGGGAAGUGCAGAGAUCAGCUGUGUGAAGAUCGAGAACAGGUUCUUCUGGCAGCCCAGCCCGCCAACAUGCAUCGCUCCCUGCGGGGGAGACCUGACAGGACCAUCUGGAGUCAUCCUGUCACCAAAUUACCCAGAACCCUACCCACCAGGGAAGGAGUGUGACUGGAAAGUGACCGUCUCGCCAGACUACGUCAUCGCCCUGGUAUUUAACAUCUUUAACUUGGAGCCUGGCUAUGACUUCCUCCAUAUCUACGACGGACGGGACUCUCUCAGCCCUCUCAUAGGAAGCUUCUAUGGCUCCCAGCUCCCAGGCCGCAUCGAAAGCAGCAGCAACAGCCUCUUCCUCGCCUUCCGCAGCGAUGCAUCUGUGAGCAAUGCUGGCUUCGUCAUUGACUAUACAGAAAACCCGCGGGAGUCAUGUUUUGAUCCUGGUUCCAUCAAGAACGGCACGCGGGUGGGGUCCGACCUGAAGCUGGGCUCCUCUGUCACCUACUACUGCCACGCGGGCUACGAAGUUGAGGGCGCCUCGACCCUGAGCUGCAUCCUGGGGCCUGAUGGGAAGCCCGUGUGGAACAAUCCUCGGCCAGUCUGCACAGCCCCCUGUGGGGGACAGUAUGUGGGUUCGGACGGAGUGGUCUUGUCCCCCAACUACCCCCAGAACUACACCAGUGGACAGAUCUGCUUGUAUUUUGUUACUGUGCCCAAGGACUAUGUGGUGUUUGGCCAGUUCGCCUUCUUUCACACGGCCCUCAACGAUGUGGUGGAGGUUCACGACGGCCACAGCCAGCACUCGCGGCUCCUCAGCUCCCUCUCGGGCUCCCACACAGGAGAAUCAUUGCCCUUGGCCACCUCCAAUCAAGUUCUCAUUAAGUUCAGUGCCAAAGGCCUCGCACCAGCCAGAGGCUUCCACUUUGUCUACCAAGCGGUUCCCCGAACCAGCGCCACGCAGUGCAGCUCUGUGCCGGAACCCCGGUAUGGCAAGAGGCUGGGCAGUGACUUCUCGGUGGGGGCCAUCGUCCGCUUCGAAUGCAACUCCGGCUAUGCCCUGCAGGGGUCGCCAGAGAUCGAGUGCCUCCCUGUGCCUGGGGCCUUGGCCCAGUGGAAUGUCUCAGCGCCCACGUGUGUGGUGCCGUGUGGAGGCAACCUCACGGAGCGCAGGGGCACCAUCCUGUCCCCCGGCUUCCCAGAGCCAUACCUCAACAGCCUCAACUGUGUGUGGAAGAUCGUGGUCCCUGAAGGCGCUGGCAUCCAGAUCCAAGUCAUCAGUUUUGUCACAGAGCAGAACUGGGACUCCCUGGAAGUAUUUGAUGGUGCAGAUAACACUGUAACCAUGCUGGGGAGUUUCUCAGGAACAACUGUGCCUGCCCUUCUGAACAGCACCUCCAACCAGCUCUACCUUCAUUUCUACUCAGAUAUCAGCGUAUCUGCAGCUGGCUUCCACUUGGAAUACAAAACGGUGGGCCUGAGCAGUUGUCCGGAACCUGCUGUGCCCAGUAAUGGGGUGAAGACUGGCGAGCGCUACUUGGUGAAUGAUGUAGUGUCUUUCCAGUGUGAGCCGGGAUAUGCCCUCCAGGGCCACGCCCACAUCUCCUGCAUGCCCGGAACCGUGCGGCGAUGGAACUACCCUCCUCCACUCUGUAUUGCACAGUGUGGGGGAACAGUGGAGGAGAUGGAGGGGGUGAUCCUGAGCCCCGGCUUCCCAGGCAACUACCCCAGUAACAUGGACUGCUCCUGGAAAAUAGCACUGCCCGUGGGCUUUGGAGCUCACAUCCAGUUCCUGAACUUCUCCACCGAGCCCAACCAUGACUACAUCGAAAUCCGGAAUGGCCCCUAUGAGACUAGCCGCAUGAUGGGAAGAUUCAGCGGAAAUGAGCUUCCGAGCUCUCUCCUCUCCACGUCCCACGAGACCACCGUGUAUUUCCACAGCGACCACUCCCAGAACCGGCCAGGAUUCAAGCUGGAGUAUCAGGAUUUGACUUACUCCCACCAGAUUUCUUCCUUCCUGAGAGGUUUUGAUCUCUCGGAGUUGGAAAGAACCAACUCAACUCCGCCCGUCGCCGCUUCCUAUGUCUGGGAACUUGAUCCUGGUUGUGAAGCCUAUGAACUUCAAGAGUGCCCAGACCCAGAGCCCUUUGCCAAUGGCAUUGUGAGGGGAGCUGGCUACAACGUGGGACAAUCAGUGACCUUUGAGUGCCUCCCAGGGUAUCAACUGACUGGACAUCCUGUCCUCACAUGUCAACAUGGCACCAACCGGAACUGGGACUACCCCCUGCCCAAGUGUGAAGUCCCUUGUGGCGGGAACAUCACUUCUUCCAACGGCACUGUGUACUCCCCGGGGUUCCCUAGCCCGUACUCCAGCUCCCAGGACUGUGUCUGGCUGAUCACUGUGCCCAUUGGCCAUGGCGUCCGCCUCAACCUCAGCCUGCUGCAGACAGAGCCCUCUGGAGAUUUCAUCACCAUCUGGGAUGGGCCACAGCAAACAGCACCACGGCUCGGCGUCUUCACCCGGAGCAUGGCCAAGAAAACAGUGCACAGCUCAUCCAACCAGGUCCUGCUCAAGUUCCACCGCGACGCAGCCACAGGGGGAAUCUUCGCCAUAGCUUUCUCCGCUUAUCCACUCACCAAAUGCCCUCCUCCCACCAUCCUCCCCAAUGCCGAAGUCGUCACAGAGAAUGAAGAAUUUAACAUAGGUGACAUCGUACGCUACAGAUGCCUCCCUGGCUUUACCUUAGUGGGGAAUGAAAUUCUGACCUGCAAACUUGGAACCUACCUGCAGUUUGAAGGCCCACCCCCAAUAUGUGAAGUGCACUGCCCAACAAAUGAGCUUCUGACAGACUCCACAGGCGUGAUCCUGAGCCAGAGUUACCCUGGAAGCUAUCCCCAGUUCCAGACCUGCUCUUGGCUGGUGAGAGUGGAGCCUGACUAUAACAUCUCCCUCACAGUGGAGUACUUCCUCAGCGAGAAGCAGUAUGAUGAGUUUGAGAUUUUUGAUGGUCCGUCAGGACAGAGUCCUCUGCUGAAAGCCCUCAGUGGGAAUUACUCAGCUCCCCUGAUUGUCACUAGCACAAGCAACUCUGUGUACCUGCGCUGGUCAUCUGAUCACGCCUACAAUCGGAAGGGCUUUAAGAUUCGCUAUUCAGCCCCUUACUGCAGCCUGCCCAGGGCUCCACUCCAUGGCUUCAUCCUGGGCCAGACCAGCACCCAGCCCGGGGGCUCCAUCCACUUUGGCUGCAACACCGGCUACCGCCUGGUGGGACACAGCAUGGCCAUCUGUACCCGGCACCCCCAGGGCUACCACCUGUGGAGCGAAGCCAUCCCUCUCUGUCAAGCUCUUUCCUGUGGGCUUCCUGAGGCCCCCAAGAAUGGAAUGGUGUUUGGCAAGGAGUACACAGUGGGAACCAAAGCCGUGUACAGCUGCAGUGAAGGCUACCACCUCCAGGCAGGCGCUGAGGCUGCUGCAGAGUGUCUGGACACAGGCCUAUGGAGCAACCACAAUGUCCCCCCACAGUGUGUCCCUGUGACCUGUCCUGAUGUCAGUAGCAUCAGCGUGGAGCACGGCCGAUGGAGGCUUAUCUUUGAGACACAGUAUCAGUUCCAGGCCCAGCUGAUGCUCAUCUGUGACCCUGGCUACUACUAUACUGGCCAAAGGGUCAUCCGCUGUCAGGCCAAUGGCAAAUGGAGUCUCGGGGACUCUACGCCCACCUGCCAAAUCAUCUCCUGUGGAGAGCUCCCAGUUCCCCCCAAUGGCCACCGCAUCGGAACACUGUCUGUCUACGGGGCAACAGCCAUCUUCUCCUGCAAUUCCGGAUAUACGCUGGUGGGCUCCAGGGUGCGUGAGUGCAUGGCCAAUGGGCUCUGGAGUGGCUCUGAAGUCCGCUGCCUUGCUGGACACUGUGGGACUCCUGAGCCCAUCGUCAACGGACACAUCAAUGGGGAGAACUACAGCUACCGGGGCAGUGUGGUGUACCAGUGCAAUGCUGGCUUCCGCCUGAUCGGCAUGUCUGUGCGCAUCUGCCAGCAGGAUCAUCACUGGUCGGGCAAGACCCCUUUCUGUGUGCCAAUUACCUGUGGACACCCAGGCAACCCUGUCAACGGCCUCACUCAGGGCAACCAGUUUAACCUCAAUGAUGUGGUCAAGUUUGUUUGCAACCCUGGGUAUAUGGCUGAAGGGGCUGCUCGGUCCCAAUGCCUGGCCAGCGGGCAAUGGAGUGACAUGCUGCCCACCUGCAGAAUCAUCAACUGUACAGAUCCUGGACACCAAGAAAACAGUGUUCGUCAGGUCCACGCCAGCGGCCCACACAGGUUCAGCUUCAGCACCACUGUGUCUUACCAGUGCAACCACGGCUUCUACGUCCUGGGCACCCCAGUGCUCAGCUGCCAGGGAGAUGGCACAUGGGACCGUCCCCGCCCCCAGUGUCUCUUGGUGUCCUGUGGCCAUCCGGGCUCCCCACCUCACUCCCAGAUGUCCGGAGACAGCUAUACUGUGGGAGCAGUGGUGCGGUACAGCUGCACUGGCAAGCGAACUCUGGUGGGAAAUAGCACCCGCAUGUGUGGGCUGGAUGGACACUGGACUGGCUCCCUCCCUCACUGCUCAGGAACUAGCAUGGGAGUUUGCGGUGACCCUGGGAUCCCGGCUCAUGGCAUCCGUUUGGGGGACAGCUUUGAUCCAGGCAGUGUGAUGCGCUUCAGCUGUGAAGCUGGCCACGUGCUCCGGGGAUCAUCAGAGCGCACCUGUCAAGCCAACGGCUCGUGGAGCGGCUCGCAGCCUGAGUGUGGAGUGAUCUCUUGUGGGAACCCUGGGACUCCAAGUAAUGCCCGAGUCGUGUUCAGUGAUGGCCUGGUUUUCUCCAGCUCUAUCGUCUAUGAGUGUCGGGAAGGAUACUACGCCACAGGCCUGCUCAGCCGUCACUGCUCAGUCAAUGGUACCUGGACAGGCAGUGACCCUGAGUGUCUCGUCAUAAACUGUGGUGACCCUGGGAUUCCAGCCAAUGGCCUUCGACUGGGCAAUGACUUCAGGUACAACAAAACUGUGACAUAUCAGUGUGUCCCUGGCUAUAUGAUGGAGUCACAUAGAGUAUCUGUGCUGAACUGCACCAAGGACCGGACAUGGAAUGGAACCAAGCCUGUCUGCAAAGCUCUCAUGUGCAAGCCGCCUCCGCUCAUCCCCAAUGGGAAGGUGGUGGGGUCUGACUUCAUGUGGGGCUCAAGUGUGACUUAUGCCUGCCUGGAGGGGUACCAGCUCUCCCUGCCCGCGGUGCUCACCUGUGAGGGAAAUGGGUCCUGGACCGGAGAGCUACCUCAGUGUUUCCCUGUGUUCUGCGGGGAUCCUGGUGUCCCACCCCGUGGUAGAAGAGAGGACCGAGGCUUCUCCUACAGGUCAUCUGUCUCCUUCUCCUGCCACCCCCCUCUGGUGCUGGUGGGUUCUCCACGCAGGUUUUGCCAGUCAGAUGGGACGUGGAGUGGCACCCAGCCCAGCUGCAUAGAUCCAACCCUGACCACGUGUGCAGACCCUGGCGUGCCACAGUUUGGGAUACAGAACAAUUCUCAGGGCUACCAGGUUGGAAGCACAGUCCUCUUCCGCUGUCAAAAGGGCUACCUGCUUCAGGGCUCCACCACCAGGACCUGCCUCCCAAACCUGACCUGGAGUGGAACCCCGCCUGACUGUGUCCCCCACCACUGCAGGCAGCCAGAAACGCCAACGCAUGCCAACGUCGGGGCCCUGGACUUGCCCUCCAUGGGCUACACGCUCAUCUACUCCUGCCAGGAGGGCUUCUCCCUCAAGGGUGGCUCCGAGCACCGCACCUGCAAGGCGGAUGGCAGCUGGACAGGCAAGCCGCCCAUCUGCCUGGAGGUCCGGCCCAGUGGGAGACCCAUCAACACUGCCCGGGAGCCACCGCUCACCCAAGCCUUGAUUCCUGGGGAUGUUUUUGCCAAGAAUUCCCUGUGGAAAGGGGCCUAUGAAUAUCAGGGGAAGAAGCAGCCAGCCAUGCUCAGAGUGACUGGCUUCCAAGUUGCCAACAGCAAGGUCAAUGCCACCAUGAUUGACCACAGUGGCGUGGAGCUGCACUUGGCUGGAACUUACAAGAAAGAAGAUUUUCAUCUCCUACUCCAGGUGUACCAGAUUACAGGGCCAGUGGAGAUCUUUGUGAAUAAGUUCAGAGAUGAUCACUGGGCUUUAGAUGGACACGUCUCGUCAGAGUCCUCCGGGGGCACCUUCAUCUACCAAGGCUCCGUCAAGGGCCAAGGCUUUGGGCAGUUCGGCUUUCAAAGACUGGACCUCAGGCUGCUGGAGUCAGACCCCGAGUCCAUCGGUCGCCACUUUGCUUCCAACAGCAGCUCGGUGGCAGCCGCGAUCCUGGUGCCUUUCAUCGCCCUCAUCAUUGCAGGCUUCGUGCUCUAUCUCUACAAGCACAGGAGAAGACCCAAAGUUCCCUUCAAUGGCUACGCUGGCCACGAGAACACCAAUGUUCGGGCCACGUUUGAGAACCCAAUGUACGACCGCAACAUCCAGCCCACAGACAUCAUGGCCAGCGAGGCAGAGUUCACAGUCAGCACAGUAUGUACAGCGGUAUAGCCACCCGGCCUGGCUGCCACCACCGCCACCGAGAGCCCCGCCUCCAGCAGCCGUUCCCCAGGGGGCAGGAAGUAGGCUCCCCUGAGCACAGUGCCCAGUGCCCAUCUUCGUUCGUCUCUCUGCCUGUGUCUGCUACUGCUGGGACUCGGACCCUCGCCCUGCCGCCAUCUAUGCCUGUCACCCUGGAGAGGACUCCUGCCGUGUCCUGAAAAGGCAGAAAAGGAAGAGGGGUUGCAGAUGGAGGAAGAAAGUUUAUGGAUUUAAAAUAGCAAAGCAACUUGUGGAUGUGUGUGUGUGUGUGUGUGUGUAUGGGCCUGACUACAUACACACACACACACCGCUCCUCCAUUCACGUCCUCCGGAAGAGACCAUAAAGGCUUCAAAAAUAGAAGUGCUCAUGAAGGAUGCUUCAUGCCCUGUUACCCGCACACAGAGAAGAGAUGAAGACGGGGAGGUACGGUCAGCUUUCAAACCAAUAUGCCCCCCGCCCAUCCCAUGUGUGAGGACACGGUGACUCAGUGACUGUAAGAGUGGGACACAUCCCAUGGUGUGGUCAGCGUGCAGAAACCAGCUGUCUGCUGAUGGACGGCCCCAACUGCACAGUGGCAGCAAGGAUUACCCCAAGGGCAGGAAAAAAGUCUUUGGAAAUAGAUUGAAAAUCAGUUUAUUUUUUUCCAAACACAAUUUUAUUGAGUUCUAAACCCAGUGGAUUAAAAAGUCGUUUGGGUCCUGGGAAGCACUGGGAAAGAAGGGAGAACCGGGGAGGAUAGGGCAAGAGUCUGGCUGGGAGCCCAAGGUCAAGUCUGGCUGUCAACUGAGAAAGAGAAGAGAAGACAAGUCUGUGGCCCAGAAAGGAUGCCAGGUCUGGGGACAGCAGCAGGGUUCUUGAGAGAACAGGGGAGCAAGCCUGCCCUGGUACCCAAAAAACAAUGGCUAUCAUGUACUGCAUUUAUUCUCUGUGCCUGACACUUUACCUAUAGUAUUUCUAGUCUGCACAAUAACACCAAAACGUAGGAUUUAUUAUUUCCCUUUGACAGAUGAGAAAACAGAAGCCUGGAAAGGUAAAGACAUGUGGGCCACAGAGUUAGGAAGUGUGGAGUCAGAAUGCAAACCCAGAUCAGUCCGCCCCAAAGUCCACUACACCAGCUGCCGGAAACCCCGGUCUAGAAGGGGCAGCUAAGAAGGGAGGAGCCGAUGAAUCUCUACGGUAGCACUGUGGCCAGGUCUGGAAAGCCAGACAAGACACCUGUGUGUCCUAUCUGGGUUCUGCUGUCUCCGCGUAGGCAGCCUCGGGGCAAGGACUCAGCUCCCCAGGCCUCCUGCGGUUGGUGCUGGCUCCUUGGCUCCCAGCAGCCGCUGACCAUAGCCAAUAAAAGUCCUGGCAGGUCCUGAAUCAAAACAACGGAGUGGCUGAAAGUCACACUCUCCAGCUCCUUGCAAGUGGGUUUGAUUUAUUUUCACAGCUAUAUUAUGCUUGGGUCAUUCAUGAAUUCCAUAAGCAUUGUUUGGAAGUUCAAGAGUUUAGGAAUCAAAGUAUAGCAUUUAGAGCCACUUUCUCUGUCCUCAGGAAGGCCCCCACAAGCUUAAGCCCCUGUACAUGUGUGAUAUGCUGGCCUCAGAGGUUCAUAUCACAUAUUGAAAUAACAAAUAGAAAUGUGCAGGAGCAGAGGGACAGCGACACCUGGUUCUUAAGCAAAUUCUAGGUUGGAACAAUUAGAAGAUCUGACUGACGUUAAGAGUAAAGUGAGAGGCGUCCGUUUCCAGCAGCCACAAUGGAGGCUGACAGAGGCAGGAGCCUACCCCUGGCCGCACCACCUCUGGGACACGGCACCCUGGGCUUGGAGGGAGACGGCCAAUCCAGACACACUCACACUCUCAUCUCUUUCCUUGGCUGGAAACAAGUGCAGGAAGCUCCCCUCCUGAUUUCUUACACUCCCUUCCCCCCGACGCUCCUCUCCUUUGACUGCUCCCUUCCCCUUUCUUAUGCCCCUCUCAGACCACCCAGCGGACGCCUCUUCCCGCCCCCCCAUCCCUCCCCUGCGUCUCCUUGUAAAGUUCCAUGAGAUGCUCGGGGAGCACCUGCUGGUGGGGCACCCAGCACUCCGCUGGGCAUCACCCUCCACACCCCUGGCAUUUCUCUCCACCUCCAGAGGCUUGGAAAGGAACAGGGCAGGUGAGGCCCUUCACCCACCAUCUACGCCAUAUACCCAUCACCAUCCCAUGAGGAAAAAAAAAAGUAAAACAAAAACAAAAAAAAUCUUUUGUACAGAGAUAUAUUUUUAUUAUACAAAGUUUGUACAGUACCAAAAAAAAAAAAAAAGGUGUAAAUUUUUUUUCAUUAUUGUAGGUAAACGGUAGUGGAAGCCUUUUUUGUAAAUGUAACAAAAUGUAUAAAUAUGGUUUUCAGAAAACAUCCAGUGCUGUAAAUAUGUAAUCUACACACCUUCUUGGCUUGUCUGCAGUAUAUACAUUUAAUUUAUCUGUCUCUGUAUAUGAGGCUUCCCCCUGGGGUCCUGCAUUAUGGUACUUUCCUGAAUUUGAAAGCAAUUUUAAAUUUUUUGAAUUCAAAUAAAAUAUAAAUUUUUGCAUUG
Molecule: messenger RNA, 14073 nt
Organism: Chlorocebus sabaeus (green monkey)
Lineage: Eukaryota; Metazoa; Chordata; Mammalia; Primates; Cercopithecidae
Source: RefSeq, a predicted model, not a curated record